Messenger RNA from Carlito syrichta (Philippine tarsier), 4082 nucleotides. RefSeq names its product bone morphogenetic protein receptor type 1A (gene BMPR1A). The coding region runs from base 268 to 1869 and encodes 533 amino acids. Gene Ontology annotation, cellular component: signaling receptor complex; plasma membrane. Gene Ontology annotation, biological process: cellular response to growth factor stimulus; protein phosphorylation; dorsal/ventral pattern formation. The record is from RefSeq and is a predicted model, not a curated record. Gene Ontology annotation, molecular function: ATP binding; SMAD binding; transforming growth factor beta receptor activity, type I. The transcript is spliced from 12 exons. NCBI's taxonomy places the organism in Eukaryota, Metazoa, Chordata, Mammalia, Primates, Tarsiidae.
CAGAUUUAUGAAAAUAUGCAUCAGUUUAAUACUGUCUUGGAAUUCAUGAGAUGGAAGCAUAGGUCAAAGCUGUUUGGAGAAAAUUGGAAGUACAGUUUUAUCUAGCCACAUCUCUGAGGAGUCAGGAGAAAGCAGUGGGAGUUGGAGUCAUUGUCAAAUGCUUGCAGCCUUUUACAAGAAAAUCUCAUUGAAUAAUAGUCAUUCAAAUUAGUAAAAUAGCAGGACUAGUUAUUGACAGUGACAGUAUUCAGGAAACAUUAAAAUUGAAUGAUGACUCAGCUAUAUAUUUGCAUCAGAUUAUUGGGAGCUUAUCUAUUCAUCAUUUUUUAUGUUCAAGGGCAGAAUCUAGACAGUAUGCUCCACGGCACUGGAAUGAAUUCAGACUCCGACCAGAAAAAGUCAGAUAAUGGAGUAACCCUAGCACCAGAGGAUACUUUGCCUUUUUUAAAGUGCUAUUGCUCAGGACACUGCCCAGAUGAUGCUAUUAAUAACACAUGCAUAACUAACGGACAUUGCUUUGCCAUCAUAGAAGAAGAUGACCAAGGAGAAACCACAUUAGCUUCAGGGUGUAUGAAAUAUGAAGGAUCUGAUUUUCAGUGUAAGGAUUCACCAAAAGCCCAGCUUCGCCGGACAAUAGAAUGUUGUCGGACCAAUUUAUGUAACCAGUAUCUACAACCUACGCUGCCCCCUGUUGUUAUAGGUCCGUUUUUUGACGGCAGCAUUCGAUGGCUGGUAUUGCUCAUUUCUAUGGCUGUCUGCAUAAUUGCUAUGAUCAUCUUCUCCAGCUGCUUUUGUUACAAACAUUAUUGCAAGAGCAUCUCAAGCAGACGUCGUUAUAAUCGUGAUUUGGAACAGGAUGAAGCAUUUAUUCCAGUUGGAGAGUCAUUAAAAGACCUUAUUGAUCAGUCACAAAGUUCUGGUAGUGGAUCUGGUCUACCUUUAUUGGUUCAGCGAACUAUUGCCAAACAGAUUCAGAUGGUUCGGCAGGUUGGUAAAGGCCGAUACGGAGAAGUGUGGAUGGGUAAAUGGCGUGGUGAAAAAGUGGCAGUCAAAGUGUUCUUCACCACUGAAGAAGCUAGCUGGUUUCGAGAGACAGAAAUCUACCAAACUGUGCUAAUGCGCCAUGAAAACAUACUUGGUUUUAUAGCAGCAGACAUUAAAGGUACAGGUUCCUGGACUCAGCUCUAUUUGAUUACCGAUUACCAUGAAAACGGAUCUCUCUAUGAUUUCCUGAAAUGUGCUACACUAGACAACAGAGCCCUGCUCAAGUUAGCUUAUUCAGCUGCCUGUGGUCUGUGCCACCUGCACACAGAAAUUUAUGGCACCCAAGGAAAACCUGCAAUUGCUCAUCGAGACUUAAAGAGCAAAAACAUCCUCAUCAAGAAAAAUGGAAGUUGCUGUAUUGCUGAUCUGGGCCUUGCUGUUAAGUUCAACAGUGAUACAAAUGAAGUUGAUGUACCCUUGAAUACCAGGGUGGGCACCAAACGCUACAUGGCUCCAGAAGUGCUAGAUGAAAGCCUGAAUAAAAACCACUUCCAGCCCUACAUCAUGGCUGACAUCUAUAGCUUUGGCCUGAUCAUUUGGGAAAUGGCUCGCCGUUGUAUUACAGGAGGGAUUGUAGAAGAGUACCAAUUGCCAUAUUACAACAUGGUACCCAGUGAUCCAUCAUAUGAAGAUAUGCGUGAAGUUGUGUGUGUCAAACGUUUGCGGCCAAUUGUGUCUAACCGAUGGAACAGUGAUGAAUGUCUACGAGCAGUUUUGAAGCUAAUGUCGGAGUGCUGGGCCCACAAUCCAGCCUCUAGACUUACAGCACUGAGAAUCAAGAAGACUCUUGCCAAGAUGGUUGAGUCCCAAGAUGUAAAGAUCUGACAAACAGCCGUGAGGAGAAACUUAAGACUUCAAGAAAUGUUCUUACCCAAGGAAUGGGUGGAAUUAGAGUGGAAAAGGAUGUUAACUUAAUUCUCAGACUCUUUCCUCACUACACGUUCACAGGCUGCUAAUAUUAAACCUUUCAGUACUCUUAUUAGAAUACAGAUUGGGAACUUCUAAACACAUCAUUCUUUAUAUAUGGACAACUUUAUUUUAAAUGUAGUUUUUGAUGCCUUUUUUUUUAUUGGGUUUUUAUGAACUCCAACAAGACUUCGAUCCUGGUUAAUAAGUCUCCAGUCAAACUCUGGGUACUGAAUUGCCUGUUCAUAAAAUGGUGCUUUCUGUGAAAGCCUUAAGAAGAUAAAUGAGUUCAGCAGAGAUGGAGAAAUAUACACUUUUUGCCUUCUACCUGAGAACAUUUAAUCUGUUUGUAUUCUACCUUUGUAAAACAGCCUAUAGGUUAUGAUCUGUUCGGGAUACUACUUAGCUUAUGAUAGCUUGUCAUGCCUUCCUUGAUAAUGAUGUGUGUGUGUGUGUGUGUGUGUGUGUGCACACCAGGAUUCCUCUGCUGCCAUUUGAAUUAGAAAGAAGUAAUUUAUGAAUGCACAGGAAGAUACUGGUGGCCAUUGGUUUUGUGCUUUAAAAAUGCAAUAUCUGACCAAGAUUCGCCAAUCUCAUAAAAGCCAUUUACCUUGAAAGUGAGAUAACUUCCCCACCAGCUUUAUUUUUUUAGCAUAAAAGUUGAUACAAAGGCCAAAUAAGUUUAAAGUAUCUAUAAAUUUGGACUGUUUUCCUUCCAUCACCAUCUUUUUUUUUGUAGUAACUAUUUUUGUCAUGGAAAGUAUCCUAUCUAAAGUUGGAGCUUCCAAUGCCAUGAACCAUGCUUAUAAAGAAAACACUUCUUAUGAAAGUGAAUUACUGCAUUUGAUAGCAAUGUAAGUGCCUAUAACCAUAUUCUGUAUUUUUUGUUCUCAGUAACUUUUAAAAGGGAAGUUAUUUAUAUUUUGUGUAUAAUGUGCUUUAUUUGCAAAAUACCCACUCCUUUACAAUCAUGUUUUAUAUAUGUACAUACACUCAUACUGUAGAAACCAGCUCAUGUGUACCUCAUAUCCCAUCCUUAAGGGAAGAAAUGUUAUAAAUGAAUAUGGGUUUUCAGAAUUAAUGCAUUCAAAGUAAUAUAUCAAAUCCAGGACUUUGUUAACUUCAGCCAAAAACUUCACUAAGAUAAUAUCAUCUCAAUUUUUUCAUAAGAGGAUUCUUCUCUGAUUAUAAAUUUAUGUCAGCUGAUAUAAAUGUAUCAAUUGUUAAAUGUUUUAGACAUCUAAAUCAUUUGAGAUUUUUGGCUUUCUGAUUUCUGUUCUAUAACUUGUAAAGACAAUGAAGAGUCAGGCAGAAACAUUCAGUAUCUGUAAGUAUCUGUGUCUAUGCUGUGUAACUGUUACUCAGUAAAAAGGUACAUAUUUUAGAGAUGCAUUGUUAUCUCGAGAAAUAAUUCUGAUUUACUUAAACUUUUUAUACUUCUGUAAUGCCUUUUAAAUAUUAAUCUCCUAUUAUGAGUAAACAACUCCUGAGUACCAGUGAGGCAAUUUUCUUUGAUUAUAAUAUAAAAUCAAAGUGAUUAUAUCACAGCACAGUAGGAAAAAAAGUUUAAGUUAAAUGGAGAAAUUAGCAUGUUUCCAUCCAUAACCAAAAAUUUGACCGUUCCUGAAGGCUAAAACUUACGUAUUUGUCUACACAUCAAAUUUCACAAAUUUGAAACUUACCUUAAGUGUUUUAAUUAAGUUUAAUAAGUUAUGUCUAUCAUAUGGAUAAUACCAAUAACUUUUUUAGAAUUUUUUCUGUAUGCUGAGAAAUAUAGAUACUGUAAUCUAAAUUGCCAUGUGCUUUUAUAGCACUUACGACUUCUGAUUUACUUAAAGAUAAUUUUGAUUUAUUUUGACUUGGUAAACCAUAAAUCUUGAAAAUCAUUUGUCAUCUUCAUGAUAAAAUAUAUAAGUACAAGUAAACUUUAUUUUAGAAAUAUUCAAAUGGUAUAUGGAAGUGAAACAUUACAGAUAGUAUUUGAGAUCACUAUCUUUUUAAGUAAUUUGGUCUAGUAAAAGUAGUAUCAAAAUUUAACCUUAGAAAUUUGUUCAGUAAAAAUAUUUUCUAGUUUAACGUUCUUCAAAAAGCAAAUGUUGCCAUAUUUAGAAUAUUAAAUUCUUAAAAAGUUA